Molecule: messenger RNA, 1240 nt
Organism: Dioscorea cayenensis subsp. rotundata (Guinea yam)
Lineage: Eukaryota; Viridiplantae; Streptophyta; Magnoliopsida; Dioscoreales; Dioscoreaceae
Product: (-)-germacrene D synthase-like
Exons: 7
Coding region: 74-1240 (388 amino acids)
Molecular function (GO): magnesium ion binding; terpene synthase activity
Source: RefSeq, a predicted model, not a curated record
UUGUGUCAUAACUCGAACACAUGCCCGAUUUCUCUUUCUCUUUCUCUCUUUGAUAUGUAGGUCACAAAUACAAAUGGAGCCUGUGAACAAUGGUCCUCCUCCUAAUGUAAUUCAUACUCCUACAAUGGAGCGGUGUUUCAAGGUUGCAAAGAAUGAAGAUGUAGUUGUUCGUCCCAUUGCAAACUUCCAUCCAUCUCUAUGGGGAGACUAUUUCAUCACAAAUGUUACAUUAUCAUCUACACAUCAGGAGGAACAGAUGAAACAAAGAAUGCAAGUACUCGUUAAGGAUGUAAAGAUUUUGCUAAAGGAUGCAAAGGGUUCAAUGAGAGAGGAGAUGCAACUCAUUGAUGCACUCCAACGCCUUGGUGUGGCUUAUCACUUUGAACAAGAGAUCAGUGAAGCGUUAUGGUUCAUUAAUACUUCUAGUUCUUCUGGUCACCAUUCAUACAGUGACGACGAUCUUCAUUUUGUUGCUCUUCGGUUUAGAUUACUAAGAGAACGUCACUAUUAUGUUCCACCAUAUGUCUUUAACCAGUUUAUGGAUGGCAAAGGAAAGUUCAAAGAAGAAGUGAGUAAUGAUUUGAAUGGUUUUGUUAAAGCUUGUAUGAAGCAGCUUACCUUGGAAUCCCUGGAGAGGAUUUGUUGGAUGAAGCCCUUUGAUUUCUACAGAAGCCAUUUGCAGUCUCUUGUGAACGAUGUUGUGCUUGAGCUUGCAAAGCUUGAUUUUCACAUAUUGCAAUUACUUCAUAGAGAGGAGGUCAAAAAGAUCAGCAUGUGGUGGAAAGAUGUAGGUGUGCCAACAAAGCUGACGUUUGCUAGAGACAGGAUAGUAGAACUCUACUUCUGGAUAUUAGGCGUAUAUUUUGAGCCCCAGUAUUCAAGGGCCAGGAUGAUGAUGGUAAAGGUGAUAUCUAUGGUUUCCCUUAUGGAUGAUGUUUAUGAUUCCUAUGGUACAAUGGUUGAGCUGCAACAUUUUACUGGUGCAAUUCAAAGGUGGGACUUCAAGGCUGCUGAUGAGAUGGAGAAUGUACCAUCACUGGCCGAACACCUGGAGCUGUCAAUCAAGACCUCUACUUUGAAUGUUGUUGCUUGUGCCUCAUUCAUUGGUAUGGGAGAAAAUAGCAGGAAGCACUCAUUUGACUGGGUUACAAGUUUUCCUCAAAUUAUCAAAGAUGUAAGCAAGCUUUCUAGGCUCAUGGAUGAUGUUGGGGUUUUGAGGGUAUGCAUGAUUUCGAUAUAA